Molecule: messenger RNA, 432 nt
Organism: Dovyalis caffra
Lineage: Eukaryota; Viridiplantae; Streptophyta; Magnoliopsida; Malpighiales; Salicaceae
Source: the annotation of a GenBank genome assembly
AUGAUCGUGUGUGUCGCGGUCGUCGGUCAUCAGAAUAAUCCACUGUACAUUCAGAGUUUUACUGAAGCAGAUGAUGCACUCAAGCUCCACCACAUAGUUCACUGCUCCCUUGACGUUGUUGAUGAGCGAGUGAAUAAUCCGAAGAAAUCUGGGUCAACACUGAAUGAGACAUUUCUUGGAUUGCUUUAUCCAACUGAGAAUUAUAAAGUGUAUGGUUAUUUGACCAACACCAAAGUGAAAUUCAUCUUGGUCACAACGGAUUUAGAUGUCAGAGAUGCAGAUGUGAGAAAUUUUUUUCGGAGGUUCCAUGCUGCUUAUGUGGAUGCAGUUUCAAACCCUUUUCACGUCCCGGGUAAAAAGAUCACAUCCAGAACUUUUGCAGAAAGAGUAAGCAACAUUGUCAAGUCAUUUGGUUUGAGUUCAGCAGGCUAA